AUGCUUGGAGUCCCAGCAUGCUUUAUCUUUCUCCUCUGCCAGCUCACAGGGCCAGCAGCCUCUGGAAUCCCAAAGAAGCUGGUUGGUGCCAUUGGUGGGUCUGUGAUUUUCCCUCUGAAUCUCUCAGUAAAUCUAGUUGACAGCAUUAUCUGGGUCUUCAAUUCAACCACUCUCGUCACAAUACAGCCAAAAACGGCAGACAAAAACGCUCUUAUCAUAGUGACCCAAAAGCGUAACAUGGAAAGAGUGAAUUUCCCACAUGAAGGCUACUCCCUGAAGCUCAGCAGACUAAAGAAGAAUGACUCAGGUGUCUACCGUGUGGAGAUACACAACUCAACCCUCCAGGAUCCCCUCACCCAGGAGUAUGAGCUGCAUGUCUAUGAGUACCUGUCAAAGCCCAAAGUCAUCAUAGGUCUGCAGGAGAAUAAGAAUGGCACCUGUGUAACCAAUCUCACAUGUUCCAUGGAACAUGGAGAAGAGGAUGUAACUUACAGCUGGAAGUCUCUGGACCAGGCAACCAAUGAAUCCCACAGGGGCUCCAUCCUCCCCAUAUCCUGGAGGUGGGAGAAAAGUGACAUGACCUUCAUCUGCAUGGCCAGUAACCCCAUCAGCAGCAACUCCUCAAACCCUAUCUUUGCCCAGAAUCUCUGUCAAGGUGCUGCUGGGGGCCAGACUCCCUAUGUGAUCCUCUACGUCCUGUUGUCAUUCUUCCUGCUCUGUUCCCUCAUGCUGGUGUUAAUUAUUUUGAUCAUACAAAGAGAAAGGAAAAAAGUUUCAGAGAUCAUUGAAGAGAAGAAGGAACUGGACACUCAUCAGGAAACUCUUCACUUCCCUCCCAUUUCUGAAGAGAUGCCCGAGUAUGAUACAAUCUCUAAUUUUAAUAGCGUUAUUCCAGAGGAAAACCCAGCAAGUACCGUCUAUUCCACUGUGCACAUACCCCCAAAGGUAACAGAACCCCACUCCCUGCCCAUGUCGUCAGAUACACCAAGGUCAUCUACCUAUAACAAUGUCAUCUAA
Budorcas taxicolor (takin) is the source of this 1017-nucleotide messenger RNA. It is a transcript of the gene SLAMF7, whose product is annotated as SLAM family member 7. NCBI's taxonomy places the organism in Eukaryota, Metazoa, Chordata, Mammalia, Artiodactyla, Bovidae. The transcript is spliced from 7 exons. Bases 1 to 1017 code for a protein of 338 amino acids. Gene Ontology annotation, biological process: T cell activation. Gene Ontology annotation, cellular component: external side of plasma membrane. The record is from RefSeq and is a predicted model, not a curated record.